Molecule: messenger RNA, 2754 nt
Organism: Zea mays
Lineage: Eukaryota; Viridiplantae; Streptophyta; Magnoliopsida; Poales; Poaceae
Product: C2 and GRAM domain-containing protein At5g50170
Exons: 7
Coding region: 88-2604 (838 amino acids)
Source: RefSeq, a predicted model, not a curated record
AGCCCGCCCGCCAAGGUCCCUACUACUUAAAUAGUUAAAUUCCGAGCCAAGGUCCCUCCUCAUAGCUAGCUACCGCGAUCGACCGCCAUGCGGCUCUACGUGUACGUGCUCGAGGCGCGCGGGCUACCGGCGCCGCGUCAGCGCCGCGGCGGCGUCGUGCUGUUCUACGCGAAGGUGACGGUGGGGAAGCAGCGGUUCCGGACGCGGGCGGUGGAGGCGUCGGAUCUGGGCGGCGCGGCAGUGGCGGCGGCGUGGAACGAGGAGUUCGUGUUCGCGGUGGGGUCGGACGGAGCUGCUGGGGGCGAGGAGCUCGAGGUCGCCGUGGCGCGGCGGGGAGCGAGAGGGAGGGAGGUGGUGGGCACGGUCAGGCUGCCCGUGCCGGCCGCCACCGCUGCUGCUGGUGCCCCGGGGGAGAGGCGGUCCGUGCCGCCGACGUGGUUCACGCUGCAGCUGCAGCGACGGCGGAAGGGCGUUGUCGGCGUCGACGGUGGCGACGAAGCCGCGGCGGAUUGCGGGAAAAUUCUCCUCAGCUUUUCACUCUACGGAGAAAACAACGUCAACUCUGUCGUCCACACCGAUGCCGAAGUGGAGAGAUCACUUGACAUGGAACAUUCAAGUUGUAACAAUGGUGGGGUGGUUGAUUCUCCCAGGAGCCAUGACACAGAUAACUCUGAGCAUUUCACACAAGAAGAUUGCAAUUCAAUUACUGAAGUUGAUGACCUAGCGGAGACUAGCACUACGGCAACAGCAAACGGUGCGAGUGACACCGAACGUAUGGUCCCAGAUGCUGCUGCUAGCUUCUUCGAAGAAGCUAUGGAGAUCAUGAAAUCUAGAAGAAGCACACCAGAAUUGCCACAAGAUCUCGACGGCGGCAUCAUAUUUGAGCACGCUUAUCUUGUGGGGUCGAAAGAGCUGAACCAUCUUCUGUUCAGACCUGACUCUCAGUUCUUCAAAGACGUGCGCGAGCUUCAAGGUACCAUGGACUACGAGGAGCAGCCGUGGACAUGGAAGAGCGCGGAUCCUCCUAGCUUAACUAGGACAUGCCGAUACACCACAGGCGCAUCUAAUAAGUUUAUGAAAGCCGUCAAGACCAGUGAGGAGCAGACGUACCUUAGAGCAGACGGCAAGAGUUUUGUGGUCACGGCUCGUGUCCGUACUCCCGAAGUGCCCUUCGGGAACUGUUUCGCAGUCGUCCUGCUCUACAAGAUAGUCCACAGGACCGGCGAAGAAGGCGCGCAUCUGACUGUAUCAUACAACGUAGACUUCCUUCAGAGCACCAUGAUGAGAAGCGUGAUCGAGGGGAGUGUUCGAGACGGGCUGAGAGAAAAUUUCCAGGGUUUCGCUCAAGUAUUGUCUAGGCAUGUUGUUGAAGUGGCCGGUUCUGUCGGGAUGAGCAAAGAGCAGUUGCUGGCGCCAUUGCAGGUAGAACACCGCCAGUCAGAUAUCAGGCUCGCUUACAGGUACUUUUGCAAUUUCACUGCCGUUUCGACGGUGCUGUUUGCACUGUAUGUUCUUGUGCACAUCUUUCUGUCAGGACCAGCAGGCCUUGAGUUCAGUGGUCUAGAUCUACCUGACUCAUUCGGAGAGCUGAUCACAGCUGGCGUACUAGUCCUCCAAUUGCAGCGCUUACUGAAUAUGGUGACCCAUUUUGUAGAGGCAAGGUUACAGAGAGGAAGUGAUCAUGGGGUUAAAGCAAAUGGUGACGGUUGGCUGUUAACUGUUGCCCUGCUAGAGGCCACAAGCUUGCCACCUGGAUCGGUUGACCCUUAUGUUGUGCUCAGCUGUAAUGGCAUAACAAGAACAAGUUCUGUCCAGCUUCAGACUCUGGAACCUCAAUGGAACGAGAUAAUGGAGUUUGGCGCCAUGGAAGAAGCACCUGCCGUGCUGGACGUUGAAGUUUUCAAUUUCGUUGGUCCAUUCGGUGUGGCGAUUUCCAUUGGACACGCUGAAAUUAACUUCCUGAAACACACAUCAGUAGAGCUGGCAGACAUAUGGGUGCCGUUGCAAGGAAAACUCGCGCAGACAUGUAAGAGCCGGUUACAUCUGAGAGUAUUUCUAGAGAACACGAAAGGACCGGAGACAACAAUGAGAGAAUACAUGAGUAAGAUGGAGAAGGAGGUUGGUAAAAAGUUGCAUGUGCGGUCGCCUCACAGGAAUUCUACAUUCCAGAAGCUCUUUAAUCUGCCACAGGAAGAAUUCCUUAUAGCGGAUUACGCAUGCUCUUUGAGAAGAAAGCUGCCUUUGCAGGGGAGGCUGUUUGUGUCCGCCAGAAUAGUUGGCUUCUACGCUAAUCUGUUUGGACACAAAACGAAAUUCUUCUUUCUAUGGGAAGACGUGGAGGAGAUCCAAGUGCUACAGCCAUCUUUCACAACGGUAGGCACCCCGUCUCUGCUGUUCAUUCUGAAGAGUGGCCGGGGACUCGACGCGAAGAGUGGUGCAAAGUCCCAAGACAAGGAAGGGAGGCUCAAGUUUCAGUUCCACUCCUUUGCAUCGUUCAGCAAGGCUAGCAGGACAAUAAUUGGUCUGUGGAAAUCGAAAUCGUCGGCCGUUGAACAGAGGGAAGAGCAUCAUGAAGAAGAUGCGAGCUCACUUGAUCUUGAUUGACGAUGUUCAAGCGGUGUUGAGCAUUAUUAAUGGAGAUGUACCUCUCUCGGAAGGAGUAUACUUUGGAACACCCGAUUGGUGUAUGUACGUGAGAUAAACGACAAAGCAAAAAUAAAAAGCAUAAUCGAAUUCAGCAUGCGGCUAGCUAUA